Messenger RNA from Cryptomeria japonica (Japanese cedar), 783 nucleotides. Its product is annotated as pentatricopeptide repeat-containing protein At1g05750, chloroplastic. Gene Ontology annotation, biological process: RNA modification. Lineage: Eukaryota; Viridiplantae; Streptophyta; Pinopsida; Cupressales; Cupressaceae. The record is from RefSeq and is a predicted model, not a curated record. The transcript has a single exon. Bases 1 to 783 code for a protein of 260 amino acids. Gene Ontology annotation, molecular function: RNA binding; protein binding.
AUGAACGCUAAAUGUGGAAAGAUAGAGAAGGCGCGUGAUUUGUUUGACAAAAUGCCGCAUCGGACUGGCAUAUCAUGGACAGCCAUGAUUGCAGGAUAUAUGAUAAAUGGUCAAGUUGAAGAAGCCAUAAAGGCCUUUCACGAAAUCCCAGAGAAGAUUACAGCACCUUGGACGGCAAUGAUUGCAGGAUAUGCACAUAAUGGACAUUGUAAAGAAGCCGUGGAGCUUUACGAACAAAUGGAACUUGCUGGUGUAAAGCCGGAACUGAAGACAUUUGUCAGAGUUCUACCAGCGUGUGGCAAGUUGGCUGCUCUGGAACAGGGUAAGAAGAUGCACAAGGAAAUUGUUAGAAGGCAAUUAGAGUCACAUGCUACCGUUUCUAAUGCUCUUAUGGACAUGUAUGCUAAAUGUGGAAGCAUAAAGGAAGCACGCAAUAUAUUUGACAACAUGCAACAUCGAGAUGGUGUGUCCUGGAAAUCUAUAAUUGGAGGAUAUGGUAUGAAUGGCUGUGCAAAGGAGGUCCUCAAUCUCUUUGAACAGAUGCAAUACUCUGGUACAAACCCAUGCCUUGUCACUUUUGUUUGUAUUUUACAUGCAUGUUGUCAUGCCGGCCUAGUGAAUGAGGGGAAAAAAUAUUUUGAUUGCAUGACUCAAAAUUAUAACCUCACACCAGCAAUGGAGCAUUAUGGUUGCAUGGUUGACCUUCUUGGCCGUGCGGGAAAUCUUGAUGAGGCAGAAGACUUUAUCAACAAAAUGCCAAUAAAGGCCGAUGGCCGAUGCUAA